Messenger RNA from Lates calcarifer (barramundi perch), 787 nucleotides. It is a transcript of the gene agr1, whose product is annotated as anterior gradient 1. The coding region runs from base 180 to 668 and encodes 162 amino acids. The transcript has 8 exons. NCBI's taxonomy places the organism in Eukaryota, Metazoa, Chordata, Actinopteri, Centropomidae. The record is from RefSeq and is a predicted model, not a curated record. Gene Ontology annotation, cellular component: endoplasmic reticulum.
UGUGUGUGUGUGUGUCUCAAUGGGGGAUCAACCUUCUUUAUUUAUAGCACACUACUUUGAUAUACCUGUUUGGUGAGUUCAGUUGAGAGAGGCAUCUGACAAAAGGGAAGUGUAUCAGAGUGCGAGUGCAGAUUGCUUGUUGCUUCUUGCUGUCAAGUUCUCUCAGAGGACAGGAAGUGAUGCUUCGCUGGGUCUUGCUUGCUUUGUUGUUUGGCAUCUGUGCUGGUGCCGGAGAACCUAAAAAAAAGAAAGUGAAGCCUCAGUCCCUGUCAAGAGGAUGGGGGGAUAACAUUAGCUGGGUGAAAAGUUAUGAAGAAGGCCUGGCAAAGAUGGCGAGUAGUCAGAAGCCCCUGAUGGUCAUCCAUCAUCGAGACGAAUGCCCGUACAGUCAAGCACUGAAGAAGGCCUUUGCUGCUCAAAAGUCCGUUCAGAAAAUGGCCAAAGAGGAUUUCAUCAUGCUCAAUGUGGUGGAAGAGACUAUGGACCCGAACAUGGCACCUGAUGGCUACUAUGUUCCUAGAAUACUCUUUGUUGAUCCGUCUAAGACUGUGCGCAGGGACAUUGCAGGAAAGUACAGCAACCGCCUCUACACCUACGAGCCCAGUGACAUGACAUAUUUGGCCAAAAACAUGAAGAAAGCCAAAGCUCUGCUGCAUGUUGAACUCUAGCACAGUUCAAUCUGACGUCACAUCUCUCUGCAUCUUCCAGUCAUGCUGGGCUGCCCGCUCAGUGGUCAGCACUGAAUGUUUACAUGCUGCUCAGGGCUCAAUAAACCCAAAAUAAAUCA